GUCUUUAGACUCUCCCCCACUCCGUUUCACUAACUGCACUCCGCUCCGUGUUUUCAUUCUCAUCUGGUCAACGUCACAAGUAGGAAGUGGAUACGGAAAGACUUAACAAACAGCCACAGGUGUAGCAUUCAAGCUGAACCUGCCCGACACAAAUCUCAGCGUUUCGGUCAGCGAUGUUGAAGGCGGUUAUUUUAAUUGGGGGCCCCCAGAAAGGCACAAGGUUCAGGCCGCUGUCAUUUGAAGUGCCCAAACCCUUGUUUCCAGUAGCUGGUGUGCCCAUGCUCCAGCAUCACAUCGAAGCAUGUGCCAAGGUACCAAAUAUGAAGGAGAUUUUGCUCAUCGGCUUUUAUCAGCCAAAUGAAGAACUGACCAGAUUCCUGUUUAAUACACAGCAGGAAUUCAAAAUUUCCAUCAGGUAUUUGCAGGAGUAUGCUGCCCUGGGCACCGGAGGGGGCAUCUAUCACUUCAGAGAUCAGAUUGUCUCCGGCAGUCCAGAAGCUUUCUUUGUUCUGAAUGCUGAUGUUUGCUCAGCGUUCCCUCUCACGGAGAUGCUCAGCUUCCAAAAGGAACACGGAGAACCAAACAGCUUUGUUAUCCUUGGGACAACGGCAAACCGAAAGCAAUCCAUGAAUUACGGCUGUAUUGUUGAAAACGAGGAAUCAAAUGAGGUCUUGCAUUACGUGGAAAAGCCUAGCACAUUUGUGAGCGAUAUCAUAAACUGCGGAAUAUACCUCUUUAAACCAGACAUCUUCCAGCAUAUCGGCGCCGUCUUCCAGAAGAACCAGCAGGACAUGUUGCUAGAGGAGCCAACCAACGGCUGGCACCGAGCAGAGGCCAUCAGGCUGGAGCAGGACAUUUUCACUGCCCUGGCAGGACAGGGCAAACUCUACGUCUAUAAAACCCUCAGCUUUUGGAGCCAGAUUAAAUCUGCAGGGUCUGCAAUUUAUGCCAGUCGGUUGUACCUCAACCAGUAUCACACAACUCAUCCUGAAAGACUGGCCUCAAAUAAGGAGGGAGGGCCCAAGAUAAGUGGUAAUGUCUAUAUUCAUCCUACAGCCAACAUUGAUCCCACUGCUAUGUUGGGUCCCAAUGUCUCUAUUGGCACUGGAGUUACAAUUGGUGCUGGGGUCAGAGUUCGAGAAUCCAUCAUCCUUCAUGGUGCAACUCUACAGGAUCACUGCUGUGUUUUGAACAGCAUUGUGGGAUGGGACAGCACCAUUGGCAAGUGGGCAAGAGUAGAAGGAACCCCAAGUGACCCAAACCCCAACGAUCCCUUUGCAAAGAUUGACAGCGAGACCCUCUUUAGAGAAGGAAAACUCACACCUUCAAUUACUAUUCUCGGUUGUAACGUGACCAUCCCCUCCGAGGUGAUUAUACUCAACUCGAUCGUCCUCCCUCACAAAGACCUCAACCGCAGCUUCAAAAACCAAAUUAUUCUCUAGUUAAUCUUCCUCGCGCUUCUGUCCACUUACUGUCACUGAUAAAGGAUGCAGCUGGGUGCACGCCGGCACUGCCUCUGAGUUACUGUAUAUAAGAUGUCAAAAAUGAAGAUGUGCGGCAUUCAUUAAAUAGUUUUGAAAGAUAGAUUUUUAUAUAUUUGUCCUCAAGCCUUUAUGCAUCAUUGGGUGUCGGCAACAUUAGAGAGAGGCUAAUCACGCAUGUUGAUUCACCUUGAAAAGUGCUGUCAUGCGAGAGGUUUAUAUUGUUUUUUUUAUUAACUUUACCGAACUGUAAAAUUACUGCAGACACUAGUGUAAUUUAUUUGGUUGGAUGUAAUAUGACAUAUAAAAAAAAAAGUCAGUUUUCUCAAGGGCAUCCUUGACAAACCUGAGACCUGUAACUUCAGCAAGAGAAGAGAAGCUAUUAGAAAAUUUUUAAAAAUCCCUGGCUAAUGACGGCUAAUUUUUUUUUUUAGAGCUGAUCAUUUGUGUGGAGCUCUGAUUAAAACCGUUAAGCAUC
This is a messenger RNA of Etheostoma spectabile (orangethroat darter), 1959 nucleotides long. RefSeq names its product GDP-mannose pyrophosphorylase Aa (gene gmppaa). The record is from RefSeq and is a predicted model, not a curated record. Lineage: Eukaryota; Metazoa; Chordata; Actinopteri; Perciformes; Percidae. Gene Ontology annotation, biological process: biosynthetic process. Gene Ontology annotation, molecular function: transferase activity.